AUGUUGCAGGCAAAUGGCCAGGCACAAACUAGUGCAGCACCACAGACAGCGACAUUGAACACUACUGCCUCACAACCUGGAGUCAAAGCUCUCAAGUUAGUGAAUGGAUCCAACCUCUGUUCUGGAAGAGUGGAGGUUCUCCACAAUGGAAUAUGGGGAACAGUGUGUGAUGAUCUGUGGGAUUCUACAGACGCAGCAGUGGUGUGUAGAGAACUGGGCUGUGGGAGUGUUAUUGAAGCAAAGAGUGAUGCUUAUUUUGGACAAGGUUCUGGACAAAUAUGGUUGGAUGAUGUCCAGUGCCGUGGAAAUGAAUCUACACUGAAAAACUGUUCAUCAAGUGGAUGGGGAUCACAUAACUGUGGGCACAAUGAAGAUGCUGGAGUCAUCUGCCAAGGCCAGGCACAAACUAGUGCAGCACCACAGACAGCAACAUUGAACACUACUGCCUCACAACCUGGAGUCAAAGCUGUCAAGUUGGUGAAUGGAUCCAACCUCUGUUCUGGAAGAGUGGAGGUUCUCCACAAUGGAAUAUGGGGAACAGUGUGUGAUGAUCUGUGGGAUUCUACAGACGCGGCAGUGGUGUGUAGAGAACUGGGCUGUGGGAGUGUUAUUGAAGCAAAGAGUGAUGCUUAUUUUGGACAAGGUUCUGGACAAAUAUGGUUGGAUGAUGUCCAGUGCCGUGGAAAUGAAUCUACACUGAAAAACUGUUCAUCAAGUGGAUGGGGAUCACAUAACUGUGGGCACAAUGAAGAUGCUGGAGUCAUCUGCCAAGAUGUGAGUGACCUCUGUUCUGAGCUCAACUGCACUGAGGAUGAAUUGUGUGGAGAGAAAAAUGGUGUUUACGGCUGUUUCUGUAACGAGAGCCAUCGAAGACCCGACCCAGACUCUUUUGAUUUUUCUGAAGUUUGUGAAAGCAGCUCUGGUUCCAUGUCUCUGUCUCGCUGUCUGCUCUUUGAGGCUGGUUUUCCUGCUGACAACUUACACCUCAAUGACCCCAGCUGCAAAGGAACAGUCCGGAAUGGCAGAGUGGAGUUCUAUUUUGACAACAAUGACCAUAUCUGUGGUACAAAUCUUGUGGACAAUGGCACCCACUUCAUCUAUGAGAACUUUAUUUUUGGAGCUCAGGACUUGACCAAAGGUCCCAUCAGCAGGAAGAGAAUUCUGAAGCUGAAUUUCAGCUGUAUAUACCCCCAAACUGAAACACUUUCUUCAAAUAUGGAAAUCAAUCCACUAGAGAGCAUUGUCCACAAGAAGCUUCCUGCUGGUCAAGGGAGAUAUCAGGUCAGGAUGUUUCUGUAUCAGGAUGCUGAGUUCUCCCAGCCCUUCAAUGGAAGUGUGAACGUGGAGAUAAACCAGCAGAUGUUCGUGGAAGUUCGUGUUGAGGGGGUUGAUAGCCGUCAGUUUGCCACAGUAAUUGACAAAUUUUGGGCGACACCUGCGAGUGAUCCUCAUCACUCUGUCCGCUGGGACCUCAUCAGCAGAGAGUGUCCCAAUCCAAAUGACGACACAGUUGAGCUGCUGCAGAAUGGAGUCUCCACAUCCAGCCGUUUUUCCUUCAGGAUGUUUGUCUUCACUGCAAACUCCACUAAGGUUUACCUGCACUGUACUGUUCACCUUUGCCUUCUGAAAGGAAAUCACUGCUCAACUCACUGUGACUCUGAACACCACUGGAGAGAGAGCAGGUCUGUGGAAAUCCAUGACAGUGCGUUCAUCUCCAUGGGUCCCCUGAUGUUGUCUGAAACUAACUAAGUGUUUUUUUUGUUGUUGUUGUUGUUGUUUUUUUUUUAAUAACUCUUAUCUAAUUCAGUUGUGUGAUGUAUUGUUGCAUAUUUGCUAUAUCUCUGUUUUGAAUCUUUUACAUAUCACUGUAUUAUAUUUCUUGUUCAUGGGUAUUUGGGCCCCAGAACAACAGAACAUAUCCACGGCUCCAAGUAUGUGUGGUUCUUUGAUUAUAUUAUUUGUUUCUCAUUUUUUUUCUACAUGCAUGUCAUGUUUAUACAUACAUCUCACUUGAGUAUUGACUCUCUUUCCCUGUACCUGAUACUGAUUGCCUCCACACCUGUUCUCCAUCUACCGGUUUAUUUAAGGCACUCUCUCACACUCAUACUUUGCAAAGUUUUGUCUUUGCCUUGGCUUACAUUACUGAGUGUUCUGUUGUUACGUUUGCCUUGCCUGUGUUCGACCCUGGACUUUUUAUCCUGUUUUGACUCUUUGUUGCCUGCCUAUUGUUCCUGCUUCAUUUACCUGAAUAUAUCCUGUGAUUGCUUGCUGCCUGCCCUGAUCUUGUGCCUGUUUUAUAAAAUCGUCUCUGUUUUGAAUUGGAUAUUACUAUUGCUGAUGAUCGACCCCUGCCUGUCUGCAUUACUGCUUUU
Ctenopharyngodon idella (grass carp) is the source of this 2372-nucleotide messenger RNA. RefSeq names its product deleted in malignant brain tumors 1 protein-like. NCBI's taxonomy places the organism in Eukaryota, Metazoa, Chordata, Actinopteri, Cypriniformes, Xenocyprididae. Bases 1 to 1749 code for a protein of 582 amino acids. The record is from RefSeq and is a predicted model, not a curated record. Gene Ontology annotation, cellular component: membrane. The transcript is spliced from 13 exons.